UUCUGAUUCUGCCUCCUUUUUAGUUGUUAUGAUCAUACCUUACCCGCAAAGAAGCAAUAGCAGAUUAUUAUAAACAAAGUAGAGUUUAUCUUAACUGGCUUUCAACAUUUCAGCGCUUUUGUUUUCUUUCUUUGAUUUUUAAUUCUCUUUGUAGUGAUUAAGUCUUUUAGAAUGAGUAGCACUCAAAUGUUCAACGAUUAUACACCAAAAAAGAAGGCCAAAAGCAGAUUUUACAUCUUCUUGUACAGGAAGUCCAAAGCAAACCUGGGGUUUCCCAGCGUUUUUUUUUUCUGCUGUUUCUUCUUCAUUGCUGGUUUCUUUGCUUUCAACCUUCUCUCUCAGGUAGGGGUUCCUAGAGAAAGGCAGAGAUCAAGGAGGCUUGAGUCACUGGACUAUGACUUGAUGUCACAUGGAGAAACAGGAGAUGGUUUUAUUUCUAUGAUUCCUUUUCAGGUUAUAAGCUGGAGGCCGCGUGCCUUUUAUUUUCCCAAGUUUGCAACUCCAGAGCAAUGCCAACGAGUAAUCAACAUGGCAAAACCAAAACUUGAACCAUCAACUGUGCUUUUAUCAAAACAAGAAACUGAACAGCCCAAGGACGUUAGAACAAGUAUGGGCACGUUUCUUAGUGCUGACGAAGAUGAGACUGGGAUUUUGGAUGCCAUUGAGGAAAAUAUUGCAAGGGCCACAAAGCUACCAAGAGAUCACUACGAGGCAUUCAAUGUCUUGCGCUAUGCAGUAGGACAGAAAUAUGAUUCGCAUUAUGAUGUGUUUGAUCCUGAGCGAUAUGGCCCGCAGAAGAGCCAAAGGGUUGCUACUUUCUUGGUGUACUUAUCAGAUGUUGAAGAAGGAGGGGAAACUGCAUUUCCAUUUGAGAAUGGCUUGAAUAUGGAUGGAAAUUAUGAUUUCAAAAAAUGUAUUGGCCUGAAAGUGAAGCCUCGCCUAGGAGAUGGGAUUCUAUUUUAUUCAUUGUUCCCAAAUAAUUCAAUUGAUCCAACAUCAGCUCAUGGGAGCUGUCCAGUCAUCAAAGGAGAAAAAUGGGUGGCUACAAAGUGGAUCAGAGAUCAACAAGAUUUUUAG
Durio zibethinus is the source of this 1077-nucleotide messenger RNA. NCBI's taxonomy places the organism in Eukaryota, Viridiplantae, Streptophyta, Magnoliopsida, Malvales, Malvaceae. The record is from RefSeq and is a predicted model, not a curated record.